This is a messenger RNA of Eutrema salsugineum, 733 nucleotides long. Its product is annotated as 40S ribosomal protein S13-2. Gene Ontology annotation, molecular function: small ribosomal subunit rRNA binding; structural constituent of ribosome. Gene Ontology annotation, biological process: translation. The coding region runs from base 86 to 541 and encodes 151 amino acids. NCBI's taxonomy places the organism in Eukaryota, Viridiplantae, Streptophyta, Magnoliopsida, Brassicales, Brassicaceae. The record is from RefSeq and is a predicted model, not a curated record. Gene Ontology annotation, cellular component: ribosome; nucleolus; cytosolic small ribosomal subunit. The transcript has 5 exons.
AGCAGAAUUUAGGGUUCCUCUUUGUCAUCUUCGGCAGUCAGCAUCCAAAGGAAAAAAAUUCAGGGAGCUUCAAGAAUCUAGCACCAUGGGUCGUAUGCACAGUCGAGGAAAGGGUAUUUCAGCUUCUGCGUUGCCGUACAAGAGAACGCCUCCGAGCUGGGUCAAGAUUACCUCUCAGGAUGUUGCUGAAUCAAUCUGCAAAUUUGCCAAAAAGGGAUUGACCCCUUCACAGAUUGGUGUUAUUCUCCGUGACUCUCACGGAAUUCCUCAGGUCAAGAGUGUUACAGGAAACAAGAUCUUGAGGGUACUCAAAGCCCAUGGCCUUGCUCCGGAGAUCCCUGAGGAUCUUUACCACCUUAUUAAGAAGGCUGUGGCCAUCCGUAAGCAUCUAGAGAGGAACAGGAAGGACAAGGAUUCCAAGUUUAGGCUCAUCUUGGUCGAGAGCAGGAUUCACCGCCUCGCUCGCUAUUACAAGAAGACAAAGAAGCUCCCUCCCGUCUGGAAGUACGAAUCCACAACCGCGAGCACCCUUGUGGCUUAAGCCGGAGUAGGAUCAGCUUUUGGGAGGAGGAAGACUCUACAAGUCUGUUGCUUCCCUUUUGUUUUGAUGAUUAUCUGAACUUUACUCUCUUUUGUGUCAAGAUUUGACAUUUGCUGGCCUCCUCCUUUUGAAUCUUUUAAUGCUCCUUAAUUUUAAGAGUAUUAUGAAAUCACCCCACUGAAUCCUUGUGCA